Colletotrichum spaethianum is the source of this 519-nucleotide messenger RNA. RefSeq names its product abhydrolase domain-containing protein. Gene Ontology annotation, cellular component: mitochondrion. The transcript has 3 exons. Bases 1 to 519 code for a protein of 172 amino acids. The record is from RefSeq and is a predicted model, not a curated record. NCBI's taxonomy places the organism in Eukaryota, Fungi, Ascomycota, Sordariomycetes, Glomerellales, Glomerellaceae.
AUGACUCUUGCGUUGAAAUCGCCUCAACUUGUCCAAGACAUAGUGGCGGUUGAUAAUGCGCCGGUCGACGCCGUGCUCGAGAGCUCCUUCAGUAAAUACAUUCAAGGCCUGAAGAAGAUCGAAGCUGCCAAUAUCACCAGGCAGGCUGAGGCGGACGAAAUUCUGAAGGAGUACGAGAGCUCCCUUCCUAUCCGCCAAUUCCUCCUUGGGAACCUGCAUCGACCAGAGCCCGGUAAGCCGCAGCAAAAGUUCCGUGUGCCACUGGACAUCGUCAGUCGGUCUUUGAACCAUAUGGGUGAUUUCCCGUACAAGGACCCUACAAAAGUCCGGUUUGAGAAGCCCGCUUUGUUCGUCCGAGGAACCAGAAGCAAGUAUGUCCCCGAUGACGUUCUGCCCAUCAUAGGACAAUUCUUCCCCAAAUUUCGAUUGGUGGAUCUUGACGCAGGACAUUGGUGUAUAUCGGAGAAACCGGAGGAGUUUCGCCAGGCCGUAGUCGAGUUCCUCAAGGACCAAGAAUAG